GUCACAUUGAUUACUGAUUCUCAUAGCUUUAUUGUUUAUUCGUUGUUUGUAUAAAUUGUUGCUACUUUUCAUUCUAACAUUCAUACAAUACGACAAUAGACCAUAUUGAUAGUCGGACUCAUCACAUAGCUUAUCUUGAUAACUCAUCCAUUUCGUAAGUUAGCAAAAGAUAACUUGACAACCCAUUCAUAACUGCUAUUGCUCACAAUUGCAGCAUCCACCGAAUUAAAGAUGUCUAUCCAAGAACCAGACAUCCAGCGUUUGACGUUGGAAAGAACGGCUUCCAACUCGUCGUCAGUUCUCUCCUUGAAACAUGGCUACAUCGACUCUCCCUUCUCCGGAAAGAAGGACCAAUAUGAACAGGUUUUAGACAUCUUGGACUCCACAGGUUUCAUUCCUGAGUCGUUGAUCGAAUCUGAAGCCAGAUGGUUCUACGAGUCGUUGGGAAUCGACGACGUGUUUUUCGCCAGAGAAUCUCCAGAGGGAAUUGCGGGCCACAUCCACUCGUUGUACUCGUGUAAGGUCCAGGCCUACUCAGGCGACGGUGCUGAUUUCCCCUUGAUUCAAUACAAGCGUGAAGCUGACGACCAUGGUGUUUUCUUUGACUCGUCCGAUGUCUCCACGUCGAUGUACAAGAACCAGUUCGAAGAGAGAAUCGACGAUAAAUACAUCGAUCCUUCUUCGUCCGAUUCCAUCUCCUACAGAGUGGAAUACUUCUCGGCCCCAUUGAACUACAAGACUGAUCCAAUCUUGUCUGGUGUUUUCCAGAACAACAAGACUUUGCGCGACCAGUUGAUGAGAUGUUACUUCGUCUACAAGAACCAAUACGACCAUUUGGAUGUUUCUGCUGACGAGACCGACAUCAACAAGAUCGGGGACUCAACCUUCUUGAAAAUCGCCUCGGCCAACACUAAACAAUUGUACGCAGACAUCGUCAAGAACGUCGUCACUACCACUGGUCCCGUUAUCAGACACUUCCCCAUCGAAGACUCUGAAGAAUACAGAGUGGUUAUUGGUUACAGACAAAAGACUUCCGCCAGAUACAACUCGGCCUUGAGCGACUUGGCCAACUACUACAAGUUGCAAACGACGAGAAAGUACGUUGAGCAGUUUGCCAACGGGGUCACCAUCAUCUCGAUGUAUGUCACUUCCAAACAGAAGAAGUUACCAGUGGAUCUUUCGAUCUACCAGGUCAUCAAGGAAGCUUCGUUGUUGUACUGUAUUCCUCACAACUUCUUCCAUGACAGAUUCACCAAGGGUGAGUUGUCCUUGCAGGAAAGUAUCUAUGCUCAAUCCGGUGUGAUCUUCGUCACCCACUUUUUGAACAGAUUGGGGCCAGAAUACACCAAGUUGGCUACUUUGUUGGACGCUUCAAAGUCUCUUCAGAAUGCCGAAGUGUUGAAUAGCUUGAAGAAGAGAUUGAGAGCUGAAACCUACACACAAAACUUCAUUCAAGAGGUUUUUGACCAGAGACGUGACAUUGUCAGAAAGUUGUACCGUCAAUUCGCCGACGUUCACUACAUCCGUUCUUCCAUGGAAAAGACAUUGUCUUACCAGAGAUUGUCUCAGAUCACUCCUGUCGGCACAGAAGAAGAGUUUGAGCAAUUAUUGAGUCGUGAAUGUUCCCAGAACGAACACCAUGCCGUAGUUUUGAGAGCAUUGUUCGUUUUCAAUAAAUCGAUUUUGAAGACCAACUUCUACACUUCCACUAAAGUUGCCCUUUCUUUCAGAUUAGACCCAUCCUUCUUGCCCUCUUCCGAGUAUCCUGAGAAGCCAUAUGGUAUGUUCUUUGUGGUUGGUAGUGACUUCAGAGGUUUCCAUAUCAGAUUCAGAGACAUCGCUAGAGGUGGUAUCAGAAUUGUCAGAUCGAGAAAUCUUGAUGCCUACAAUGUCAAUCUCAGGAAUUUGUUUGAUGAAAACUACAACUUGGCCAAUACUCAACAGAGAAAGAACAAGGAUAUUCCAGAAGGUGGAUCAAAAGGUGUUAUCUUGUUAGAUGCUGGAGCUGCUCAAGAAAGACCAAAGGCUUGCUUCGAGAAGUAUGUAGAUGCCUUGAUUGACUUGUUAUUGAAACAGCACAUUCCAGGUGUCAAGGACUCCUAUGUUGACUUGUACAACAAGCCCGAGAUUUUGUUCUUGGGUCCAGAUGAAGGCACAGCUGGCUACACAGACUGGGCAACUUUGCACGCAAGAUCGAGAGGAGCUCCAUGGUGGAAGUCUUUCUUGACUGGUAAGAGUCCACAGAUCGGUGGUAUUCCUCACGAUGAGUAUGGUAUGACUACCUUGUCAGUGAGAGCUUACGUGAACAAGAUCUACGAAAAAUUGAACAUUGACAAUUCCAAGAUUAGAAAGUUUCAGACUGGUGGUCCAGAUGGAGACUUGGGUAGUAAUGAAAUUAAAUUAUCUAGAGACGAACAGUACGUUGGUAUUGUUGAUGGCUCUGGUGUUAUUGCUGAUCCAAACGGUCUUGACAAGCAGGAAUUGCUCAGAUUGGCCCACGAGAGAAAGAUGAUUGACCACUUUGACAAGUCCAAAUUGUCGAAGGACGGUUACAUAGUGUUGGUAGACGAUGUGGAUGUCACUUUACCAAACGGUCAUGUAGUAACAAGUGGUGUUGCUUUUAGAAACACUUUCCAUUUGAAGUUGAAGGAACAAUACCCAGACGGUGUUGACUUGUUUGUGCCUUGUGGUGGUAGACCAGCUGCUAUUGACACCAAUAACGUGCAAGAAUUGAUUAACGAAAAGACUGGCAAGAGCAUUGUUCCAUACUUUGUUGAAGGUGCCAACUUGUUUAUCACUCAAGCUGCUAAACUAGUAUUGGAGCAGGCCGGAAUUGUUAUUUUCAAGGAUGCUUCUACCAACAAGGGUGGUGUUACGUCAUCUUCAUUGGAAGUUUUGGCAUCUUUAGCCUUUGACGACGAAGGAUUUUUGGCUAACAUGUGUGUAGACUCUAAGACCCACCAAAAGCCGCUCUUCUACCAAGAGUACGUGAAGAAUGUGCAAAAGAUUGUUGUUGCCAAUGCUGAAAACGAGUUCGAAGCCUUGUGGAAAUUAAAGGAAGAAACCGGUAUUUCUUUCACCGAAUUGUCUGAUAAGUUAUCCGUUGCCAUUAACAAAUUGGGAGACGAAUUGGCCAACUCCAAGGAAUUGUGGAACGAUGACGUUGACUUUAGAAACGCAGUCUUACUUGACUCCUUGCCUCCAUUGUUGUUAGAAGUUGUUGGAAUCGACAGCGUAUUGACCAGAGUUCCAGAAGCCUACUUGAGAGCAAUCUUUGCUACACACUUGGCUUCUCGUUUCGUCUACACCAGAGGUAUCGAUUCCAACCCAGCAAAAUUCUUGGAAUUCAUUUCUUCCACCAGAAAGGAAUACGUCAAGAAAGGCUUACUCAAACACUAAUCUUCUUUUACUCAUUGUUGCUUUUGCCAAGCUGCUGUUUAUUUAUUUACAUACUCCUGCUUUCAUGUUUGCUUUACUAAUUCCAAACUCUUCAUUUCUAUUAGAUGUAAUGAUAAUUAUAGACUUUAAUAUAAAGCCAGAAUCUAUGUAC
Molecule: messenger RNA, 3550 nt
Organism: Scheffersomyces stipitis CBS 6054
Lineage: Eukaryota; Fungi; Ascomycota; Pichiomycetes; Serinales; Debaryomycetaceae
Gene: GDH2
Product: glutamate dehydrogenase (NAD(+))
Exons: 1
Coding region: 232-3399 (1055 amino acids)
Cellular component (GO): mitochondrion
Molecular function (GO): L-glutamate dehydrogenase (NAD+) activity
Source: RefSeq, a predicted model, not a curated record